GUGUCUCAGGAACUGCCAUUCCUGCACCCCAGCGAGACCAGCGUCCUGAACCGGCUCUGCCGUCUCGGCACCGACUACAUCCGCUUCGCUGAAUUCGUGGAGCAGUACACGGGACACGUACAGCAGCAGGACCAUCACCCAUCUCAGCAAAACCAGAGUGGAUUACAUGGCAUUUAUUUGCGAGCCUUCUGCACAGGUCUUGAUUCAGUGCUGCAGCCGUAUCGACAGGCACUACUUGACCUAGAACAAGAGUUUCUGGCUGACCCACAUCUUUCCAUCUCACAUGUUAAUUAUUCCUUGGACCAGUUUCAGUUACUCUUCCCCUCUGUGAUGGUCAUGGUGGAACAGAUAAAGACUCAGAAGAUUCAUGGAUGUCAGAUAUUGGAGACAGUGCACAAACAUAGCUGUGGGGGGUUACCUCCCGUUCGCAGUGCUCUUGAAAAGAUUCUGGCUGUGUGUCAUGGAGUCAUGUAUAAGCAGCUCUCUGCCUGGAUGCUGCAUGGAUUGCUACUAGACCAACAUGAAGAGUUCUUUAUCAAACAAGGCCCCUCUUCUGGGAAUGUCCCUAGCCAACCAGAAGAAGAUGAUGAUGACCUAGGAAUUGGGGGACUUACAGGAAAACAGCUACGAGAACUGCAGGACCUG
Messenger RNA from Balearica regulorum gibbericeps (East African grey crowned-crane), 645 nucleotides. The record is from RefSeq and is a predicted model, not a curated record. NCBI's taxonomy places the organism in Eukaryota, Metazoa, Chordata, Aves, Gruiformes, Gruidae.